Phymastichus coffea is the source of this 2302-nucleotide messenger RNA. RefSeq names its product glycine receptor subunit alpha-2 (gene alka). Gene Ontology annotation, biological process: nervous system process; chemical synaptic transmission; signal transduction. The transcript has 8 exons. The record is from RefSeq and is a predicted model, not a curated record. Gene Ontology annotation, cellular component: neuron projection; membrane; synapse. NCBI's taxonomy places the organism in Eukaryota, Metazoa, Arthropoda, Insecta, Hymenoptera, Eulophidae. Gene Ontology annotation, molecular function: chloride channel activity; transmembrane signaling receptor activity; neurotransmitter receptor activity. Bases 745 to 2277 code for a protein of 510 amino acids.
CGCGCGCGCGCGGCGCAGGACCAGAUCGGCAGCGCCGUGCGCCCGAGAGCCGAUCGAAUUGCUCGGGCACGCGUCGAUUUCGCGCGUUUCGCUCGUACGCCACAUUGGCGGCGCCGACUGCGCUUUGGAAUCCGUUCGCCCGGACUUUCCCGCCGCCGGAGAGCUAGCUUUUAACGGUCGGCGCGCGUGGCCACGUCGACGGCGCACGCCGCUCGUAAAACACCAUUUCAUUGCCUCCGAUGGCCGCAGCGGCAGCGGAGCCGCGUCGUCGCGAUCGCCGACCCGCAGCUCGAGUGUCCACGCAGCAUCCCGAGUCCCGCUGUGACUCUGGCGACGGGCGCGAACGGGCAAACGCGUACGACUAUGCGGAGCUUCGUCGCUUCACUUUCGCUGACGAGCCGCGAAAAUGAGCUCUCUGGUGCGGCGCACGUGGGAACGAAUGACUUUCGACGAGCGGUCGCCGAUGGCUUACGAGCGAGCGAGAUCUCGAUUUCUCGCCAAAUUGACGUGCCUCCGUUUCUUUCUCCCGUUCGCGAACGUCGAGUCGUUCGGAGAGCGGCGGGGGCUCGAUCGCGAACGGCUAACGGAGCGCAAAAACUGUCGCUCGCUUCCGGGACGGCAAUUAAGAGUCGCUUGGCCGUGCCGCUGGAUGCGCCAAUUGAUUAAUGGGCGAAAACUGGCGGCGAGCGCGCCCAGCCGCGGCAUCGCGCCGGGAACACUCAGUGCCAGCGCGCAGAUGUUACCAUGAGCAGGCCCUCGGCGAUCGCGCGUCUGCUCGCGCUCGUGCUCUCGGCGUCGCUCGCAUCGUCGCGCGGGUGCGUCGCCCAACUGCCACAAGCAAGCCCGGUCCGCGCGCCCGCAGCCUCUGACCGCUUUUGUUUUCUGUCGAGCAGCUCGCACGACGCCCAUCACGAGGACUACAACUACACCGCGCUGCCCAAGAUGGUGCUGCCCGAGCACUACUCGAAAGAAAUAAGGCCGCCGACCGUAGGCAGAACGCCGGUCGUCGUGGAUCUCAACAUAUUCGUGGUCGACAUCAACUCGAUAAACGUCGAGGACAUGGAUUUCCGUGUCGAUAUGUUUAUUUAUCAAACUUGGACCGAGUCCCGUUUGAGAAUGCCACUCGAGAUCUUCGAGGACGACGAGGACUACGUCACCCUGCCGCCCGAAUUUUUCGAUUACCUCUGGCAACCCGACCCUUAUUUCCUGAACGCCAAAGUGUCAGAGAUCGCCACGCUCAACAGCAAGCACUCGUCGGUGACGCUCUACAGGAACAAGACGGUGCGCUACUCCGCGCGAAUGCACGCCAUCAUCGCCUGCCAGAUGGAGUUCCAGUUGUACCCGAUGGACAUCCAAGUCUGCCCGAUGCAAAUCGAGAGCUGUAAGGCUGCUCGCGAACCUUUCGGCGCCCGCUCUCGUCAUCCGAGUGCGCCAGCCAACGCUCCAACUGACUCAACGAGGCGAGAGAGGGACGCUGUUGAUCGAUCUCGAUUACGUGUAGCCACGGCGGUGAAAGAAAUCUCGUACGACAGCGUAAAGCUACGCUUGCAAUGGGGACCCGACGGCGUGAUGGUCAAUCCGGAAUUGAAACUGCUGCAGUACAAUCUGGAAAAUCCGUUGGAGAAGGACGAGUCUGUCAGCUUUAUUAAGGAGAAAAAUGGCAACUUCUCCCGGCUAAUCGUCUACUUCCAAUUCGAACGUCAAAUUGGCCAUCACUUGAUCCAGACUUUCGCACCGUCGACCUUAGUGGUGAUGUUGUCGUGGUUCAGCUUCUGGCUAGGCUUGGAUGCGAUCCCAGGUCGCGUGGCUCUGCUCGUCACGAGUAUGCUCACUCUCGUGACGAUGUUCACUGGCUUGAAGAGUGACAUACCACCGGUCGCCUAUGUGAAAGCACUGGACCUGUGGAUGGCUGGCUGUAUGGUGUUUGUAUUCUCAGCUCUAUUUGAGUUCGUAGUCGUCAAAGUCCUCUACCUCGAGUACCAAGAAGAGUGUGAAGCUGCAAACUCGUAUCGACGCAUGCCAGCGCGACUGUCAAUCGUUGACAGAAGUGUCUCCGUAUGGGACUGCGAGACAGUUUACUCAUUCAAGCCACGCAAUAAACGCGCCAGCAGUCGCAAUCUUCUACAGAAUAGUUGGUUCGAUCCUGAAAUUCUGCUGCGCAGGCCGAAGAAUCGAGCCAAGCAAAUUGAUAAAUACAGUCGGGUUGUCUUUCCGGCUCUCUUCUUUGUCUUUAUCUUGCUCUAUUGGCCGAUAUUACUGUUGAAUCAGACGGGAUGACGUCUCUUGACGUACAAGACUUUAU